Molecule: messenger RNA, 1602 nt
Organism: Penicillium longicatenatum
Lineage: Eukaryota; Fungi; Ascomycota; Eurotiomycetes; Eurotiales; Aspergillaceae
Product: Cytochrome P450 61
Exons: 4
Coding region: 1-1602 (533 amino acids)
Biological process (GO): sterol metabolic process
Molecular function (GO): oxidoreductase activity, acting on paired donors, with incorporation or reduction of molecular oxygen; iron ion binding; monooxygenase activity
Source: RefSeq, a predicted model, not a curated record
AUGGCAGUUGAGUUCGUUAGCAACUCUAGCGCUCAACAUGAGCUCCCACAAACAUGGCCUACUGGGCCCUCCAAUUUCGAAGGGAUCCUACCAAGCGCCCUUGUCGGCUGGUCCACUUGGCAAUAUAUUGUGACUUUUUUGCUGGGAGUGGUGGUUUACGACCAAGUCAUGUAUAUCAAGCGCAAAGGCUCUAUUGCUGGGCCUUCAUUUAAGAUUCCCCUUAUCGGCCCCUUUCUCCAGGCCCUUGACCCAAAGUUUGAAGAGUACCUUGCGCAAUGGGCGAGCGGGCCCCUCAGCUGCGUGUCCGUGUUCCACAAAUUUGUUGUCCUUGCCUCCGACCGAGAUAUCGCACACAAGGUGUUCAAGUCCCCUUCGUACGCCGAGCCCUGCAUAGUGCCUCUUGCUAAAGACAUCCUGGGACGCACAAAUUGGGUUUUUCUGCAAGGCAAAGCCCAUACUGAAUAUCGGAGAGGGUUGACACCUCUGUUCACCAACAGAGCCUUGGCAACCUACUUCCCCAUCCAAGAGAAAGUAUUCACCCAUUACUUUGACAAGUUCGUCACCGCUAGCAAAGAAAAUGGCAAUCAACCAAUGGCUUUCAUGACCAUGUUUCGUGAGAUCAAUUGUGCGAUCUCAUGCCGUACUUUCUUUGGAGAUUAUAUCUCCCAAGACGCAGUUAAAAAGAUUGCCGAUGACUUUUACCAUGCCACGGCCGCCCUCGAGUUAGUAAACGUCCCUCUGUCGAUUUACAUCCCCUUCACAAAGCCAUGGAAAGGAAAACGGAUAUCCGAUGCAGUCCGCGUCGAGUUCGCCAAGUGCGCAGCGAGAUGUAAGGAGAAUAUGGCAGCCGGAGCAGCCCCAACCUGUAUCGUGGAUCAUUGGGUAUUGCAUAUGAUGGAGUCGAAAAAGUACUAUGAGAAAAUUGCCGCGGGCGAAACAGACGCUGCAAAGCCCACAAACCUAGUCCGAGAGUUCACAAACGAAGAGAUCAGCGAGACCUUGUUCAGCUUCCUCUUCGCCUCACAGGAUGCCUCAAGCAGUGCGACAACCUGGCUUUUCCAGAUCCUCGCCCAACGACCCGAUGUACUCAAUCGUCUUCGCGAGGAGAACCUCGCUGCCCGCGAUGGUGAUAAGAGCAAGCCUUGUGAUCUCGCUAUGUUGGAAUCGCUUACCUACACCAGCGCCGUUAUCAAAGAACUCCUCCGCCAUAGACCACCGGUUAUCUUCGUUCCUUACCUGGCUAAGAAGAACUUCCCUAUUACGCCGGAUUAUACUGUUCCAAAGGGAUCUAUGGUCAUUCCAUCUUGUUACCCGGCUCUGCAUGAUCCCGAAGCAUACCCAGAGCCGGAAGUCUUUGACCCUGAGCGCUGGAUCACGGGGGAUGCCGAGUCCAAAACGAAGAAUUGGCUCGUCUUUGGAGCGGGAGCACAUGACUGCCUUGCGAGGAGAUAUGUGCCCCUAUCCAUGGCGGCGAUGAUUGGUAAGGCUGCAAUGGAACUUGACUGGACGCACCAUGCCACGGAUAAAUCGGAGGAAAUCAGAGUGUUUGCGACGCUUUUCCCGAUGGAUGGGGCUCAGUUGGUCUUCACUAAGCGCUCUUAA